AUGAAGCAUUACUUUAGCCUCUUUUUGUUAGUUUCCUGGCAUCAUGUCUUGGCCCCGGUUCGUUCUGCACCUACGCCACUCUCUACGACUUCGAUGGGUGCGAUAAAAGCCGGAGAGCAGAUGCACAAUGGCCUGAGGUUCUCAGUCCCACAUGGAUUGGCCAGCCCGCUUCGUCGCCGAGCACUAUCAUCUAAUACCGUGCGGGCCGGGGAACGCAUGCAGGCCUUCUCUGCAGCGCCCGACAUCAGGGUUUCUGCAGAACAAAUGCGAUCUUCGGCGUCAUACUCCAGUUCGACGGUUCCCUCCCGCGGAGGAGGCAAUCCGGCCAACUUCGUCAAUUACGACCAAAGAACAUCCCCAGGCACAGGAAUGGCCUUUCGACAAUAUCCCAAUCAACUGCCCCCUGCUGUCCAACAAUCAUUUACAAAGGUCAAGAGCGGCCAACCGGCCCGCAACACCAUGUCGCCUGAGCUCAUUACUCAACAAAUCAGGGUGGCCGUUGGGAACAACCCGGGUCACUCGACUGCUACCCCCACAGGCACAGGAGCGUUCAUCCCAAGACAUCACCAAACGGAGCUUCCAGAUGGCACGCGACAACCAAGCACCGGCAGUGGAGGACGGUUGUCUUCUUCAACUUGGGUACCUGGUAAAUUAACACUGCCGGAGAAGGCGGCCGAACAGGCAAAGAUCAAUCAUGCAUUGCUGGAGAUCAAAGCGCCACAAGCACUCGGGGCACAACAACAAUUCUCGACGGGAAACCUCAUGCGUUCGACGGGUCCGGCAGACCGAAGAUGGUCCGGAGGCACUUUGUCGCGUUCGUUCGAUGACUCCGCCGCUAUCAACCGCCAGAUUGCGCCGUCUGAGGAGCGUCUGGGUGCGCGCACUACAAACAAUUACAAAGCCGUGAGACAGCCCAUCGGGAAAUCCGUUAAUCCUCCUCGGACAAAAAGCCUCGCCGGUCCCGUAUGGACCCAACUCGACAACUUGCAGAGCCCUGUGGACAGGAACGAGAUGAUUUCCGCGGUGUUCAAUGACCGGUGGCUUGGACAGGCUGGACCAGAGAGGACUGUUUCUGCGCCGACCAGAAGACUCGAUUCCAGAGGAGUAAGCGGCGUGACGGGUCAUUGA
Messenger RNA from Puccinia triticina, 1128 nucleotides. RefSeq lists its product as uncharacterized. Bases 1 to 1128 code for a protein of 375 amino acids. The record is from RefSeq and is a predicted model, not a curated record. NCBI's taxonomy places the organism in Eukaryota, Fungi, Basidiomycota, Pucciniomycetes, Pucciniales, Pucciniaceae. The transcript is spliced from 2 exons.